AUGUGGCGUACUCUGCAGCUCUUGUGGCUGUACCUUGGGCUGUGCGUCGUGCUGUCGUGGUCCAAGAUGCUGCAGACAUUCGCCUCCUUCCAGGCGACCAUGAAGACGCUCAGUGGCCUUAGCUCCAUCUACAGCGGCUUCGUGGCGUUCAGGGUGGUCCGUCAGACGCGCUUUUGGGCCAUGCUGCACGAGAUGAAGAGUCUUAUCCAAGUUCUGGAGGAGGAGGACGGGGCGGCAGAAAAGGUGUGGGUGGCACGCACGCGGCGAACCAUCGUCGUGUUCUCCUGCCAGUCCAUAACCUUAAGCAUUGCCAUGGGGGCAAGCAUUGUGCUCCAUUUUACAUUCUCUGGCGACGAAUCUAUGGUGUUCCUCCUCUGGCCGUUCAUGCCUUACACGGGGUCCUGGGGAGUGUACGUCGCCAGGCUGGUCACUGGAGUCUGCGUGCUGCUAAUCCUCCUGAGCAUAUUAUUCGUGGUGAUCGUCCUGGGCUGCACGACGGCAGCUGCCACCGGCAUGCACCACGCCCUGGCGCAGGGCCUCCUCGCAGCCGCGACCCCAGAGGUCGUCGGGAACGCGGUCGCGCUGCACCAGAGGCUGCGCACCGUCACCUUGGAUAUGACCGAUUUCUUCGCGGCCAACCUGGCCCACCUCAUGGCCAGCUCGUUCUUUCACUCGUCUGCCGCUCUUAUUCAGGUGUUGGCCAGCGGAGUGAUAACCUCGACUACGGUCUUCCAACUGUUUCGCGUUGUGGGGGUCUUCCUCCAGCUCUCGUACCUCAGCCAGGAGCUGGAAUUCUAG
Molecule: messenger RNA, 798 nt
Organism: Frankliniella occidentalis (western flower thrips)
Lineage: Eukaryota; Metazoa; Arthropoda; Insecta; Thysanoptera; Thripidae
Exons: 4
Coding region: 1-798 (265 amino acids)
Source: RefSeq, a predicted model, not a curated record